Molecule: messenger RNA, 2185 nt
Organism: Suncus etruscus (white-toothed pygmy shrew)
Lineage: Eukaryota; Metazoa; Chordata; Mammalia; Eulipotyphla; Soricidae
Gene: SLC30A7
Product: solute carrier family 30 member 7
Exons: 11
Coding region: 102-1232 (376 amino acids)
Biological process (GO): transmembrane transport; intracellular zinc ion homeostasis; zinc ion transport
Cellular component (GO): Golgi apparatus; membrane
Molecular function (GO): zinc ion transmembrane transporter activity
Source: RefSeq, a predicted model, not a curated record
AGACAGAAGCUGCGCGGGACCUGAGGCGCCAUCGGCCGGCAUCCGCCUGAGGGAGGCGUCUGCGCUGUCAGUCCCUGUCGCCUCCGCCUCAGCCGGGCCCGAUGUUGCCUCUGUCCAUCCAGGACGAUGAAUACAAGCCCCCCAAGUUCAAUCUGUGGGGGAAGAUCUCGGGCUGGUUUAGGUCCAUCCUGUCAGACAAGACCUCCAGGAACCUGUUCUUCUUCCUGUGCCUCAACCUCUCUUUCGCUUUUGUGGAACUCCUCUACGGCAUCUGGAGCAACUGCUUAGGUUUGAUUUCCGACUCUUUUCACAUGUUUUUCGAUAGCACUGCCAUUUUGGCUGGAUUGGCAGCAUCUGUUAUUUCAAAAUGGAGAGAAAAUGAUGCUUUCUCUUAUGGGUAUGCUAGAGCAGAAGUUUUGGCCGGCUUUAUCAAUGGCCUGUUUCUGAUCUUCACUGCUUUUUUUAUUUUCUCAGAAGGAGUUGAGAGAGCCUUAGCUCCUCCAGAUGUACACCAUGAAAGAUUACUUCUUGUAUCAAUUCUUGGGUUUGUGGUAAACCUCAUAGGAAUAUUUGUUUUCCAGCAUGGAGGUCAUGGACAUUCUCAUAGCUCUGUACAUGGACACAGUCAUUCCCUCUUUAAUGGUGCUCUGGAUCAGACACAUAGUCAUGGAGAUCAUUGUCAUAGUCAUGACUUGAAACAUGGUAUUGCUCAUAGCCAUGAUCAUGCUCAUGGACAUGGACACUUUCAUUCUCAUGAUGGUCCCUCUUUUAAAGAAACAGCAGGACCCAGCAGACAGAUUUUACAAGGUGUAUUUUUACAUAUUCUAGCAGACACACUUGGCAGUAUUGGUGUAAUUGCCUCUGCAAUCAUGAUGCAAAAUUUUGGUCUGAUGAUAGCAGAUCCUAUUUGUUCCAUCUUGAUAGCCAUGCUCAUAGUUAUAAGUGUUAUUCCUCUUUUAAAAGAGUCAGUUGAAAUCUUAAUGCAGAGAACUCCUUCCCUGUUGGAACAUAAUCUGCCUCAGUGCUAUCAGAGGGUUCAACAGUUGCAAGGAGUUUAUAGUUUACAAGAACAGCACUUUUGGACCUUAUGUUCUGACGUUUAUGUUGGGACUUUGAAAUUAAUAGUAGCACCCGAUGCUGAUUCCAGAUGGAUUUUGAGCCAAACACAUAAUAUUUUUACUCAGGCUGGAGUGAGACAGCUUUACGUACAGAUUGACUUUGCAGCCGUUUAACAAAUGAAAAGGAAUUACGCUUUGUUGUGGACCUAAUUUUAUUGGUACUGUACAAUCUAAAAUAUUGUACACAGUUUUUUAAAACAGAGAAAUCACUACAACUCCUCAGCACCAAGUACACCAGGUAGAGUGGGUCAGUGGUGCUCUCUCAGGAGUCCACAGCCAAAUCAGGAUUAAGAGGAUCUCUCCUAAGCUUUGGUCUCUUCCUUUGGACUCUUCCCUUCAACCACUUUGAUUUCUGAGGGCUUUGGCUCAGGAUUUUGUUUUUGUUUGAUUACGUGAUCCAUUUCAGAUUAUUGAUACUUCUCAUCCUAUUCAGUAAGAAAUUCAGAUUGUGUUCCUCAAAUCAUCUGGAAUGUCUUUCAUUGAACUUCUGGAAACCACUUCUUUUCAUCCCCACAAAACCAGUGUUAUAAAAGAAAUAAUAAAAGAAAAAGAAAUGUGUUUUAUAUGUAAUGUCACAGUUGUUGACGUUCUUCAGUAUAAUCAUAUGUUUGUAAAAUUGUUUGUACCUUGCAAACUUAUGAACCAAACCAUAUUGGGUUUUCCAAGUGCCUUUGCAUCAGAAAAUGUGCCAGCAUUGAAAUGUACCAUCAAUGGGGUCAUAGAUUUUUUUUUAAAAUGGAUCUUCUGUAAUGUGUACAACUAAGACUUGUUAGUUUUAUAUACGGACUGUCUUUUUGUGUACUCCCAUUCUAGGUUGAGAUAUGUAAAAAAAUUUUUCUCCAUUUUAUCAUAAAAAUAAACAAUGUUAUUUUGCUUUUUAAAUCAAAUUCAGUUAUCACUUAAAUGACUGUGGAGUUUUAUUAUAAAAUUUGCAUAUAUGUUUAUAGAUAUUUUCACUUAUAAAGUAUCUAAAAUUUAAAUCUCUUUAGAGUUCUGUCUGUCCAAACUGUUCCUUCCCCCUAUCCCCCCCAAGAUUUUUAUUUUGGGGCAAGGGAAGUGGUGGGAUU